Molecule: messenger RNA, 4419 nt
Organism: Tetrahymena thermophila SB210
Lineage: Eukaryota; Ciliophora; Oligohymenophorea; Hymenostomatida; Tetrahymenidae
Exons: 3
Source: RefSeq, a predicted model, not a curated record
AAAGAAAAUAUUAAAAAAUAAAUAAUUAAAAAGAGUUAAACGAACCUUAAGUUUUUAAUUAUAAAAAUAAGAAAAAAAGCAUACAUCUUCGUAUAUUUAGUUCUAAUUAUAAAAUAAAUCUUUAUCUUUCAAAGAUUAUCAAAACAACUUAUAAAUAAAACAUAGAAGAACAUAAAUUAUAAACCGCAAAAAUUCAUAAUAAGCUCAAUAUAAAACUAUUUACUACACUUACUAAAUUAACUCAGAGUCUCUUUUAUAUUCUACAUUUAUCAACUAUCCUAAUUUACUUGUAUGUCAGCAGAAGAAGACAAACUUUCUCAUUAGUAGAAGUUGCAAAACGCAAGAUCCACUCGUGGGCACAGAAGAACAUAAUCUAACUCCUAAUAUGAUUUCACUUAGCUCUAGGUGGCUCCUUAGAUGACUGAAGAAGAAAAAAAAAAUAAAGAGGAUUUCGAAAAAAUGAUUCAGAUUAACAGAAUUAUAGAUGCAAGCUCUACUGUGGAGGCCCUUAAUGCUCAAAAAAAUAAUCAUGAAGAAAAAAAAACUAUUGUGGAUUGUAUUGAAGAUGAAUCCUAAACACAACCUCCUUCUUCGGCAGGUACCAGCUCUAUGUUUAAUUUUGGAAAGAAUUUACAAAAAAAGAAAAGACACAAUAGCGAUGUGGGAACACUAUCAAGAAAUGGUUCUUAAUUCAUCCAACCUUCUGCAGACCUUUAAAAGCUCAACGAAGAUAGCUAAUAUCGUACUAAAAGAAGUAGUGGUUCAGACGAAGAAGAUGGGGAAGCAGAUGAUGAUUUCGAUAGCAUGUUUUUCUAAAAGUAUAAGAAAUAUAGUUAUUCUAAUUAGCAUAAUUGUUUUCCUUAUCCUGCCUUCAGCGAUGGAUUAUAAGCAAUUCCUGAGCUUGCUAAUUCUAGUGAAUUUGGAACUUCAAUUAACAAAGACACAUAGAGUCUCCACAGUCAUAAAAAAUCAAUAGCUAACACAACAAAGAUUCUAAACACUCAUCCAAGCAACUCAUCAAGCACCGAUUUUAACUGUGAUUAAAUCCUCUUAUAGAAAAAUAUUUAAACUAUUCCAUCUUCUUUUUUAGCUAGUCUCAAUUAACAAUAAUAUUAAUAAGAUAUGGUAAACUAGCAAAUUUUAAAGCAAUAAUAAUAAGAAUAUGAGUAGGCCAAGUAAAAAUAUUAAAUGAAUUAAGUACUAAGACAAAAUCAGCCUUUAACAUAGACUAAUAGUUAAAUCAGCAGCAAAGCUAAGUCAAAUGAAAGUAAUGCUGGUUAAAUCAAAUCAAUCUAGAAUCCACAGUUUCUUAAUAACGAUGCAUCUGACUUCCAAAAAGGAAGUUAAUUCCAAAGCCAGCAAAACACUUCUAACAAAAUAAACUAACAGACAUAAUAAGAGACUAACUAAUCUUACAAGACAUAAAAAUCAUAAAGCCAUUCACCACUCUCAAGCAAUAACUUAAACAAUAAAAAUCUAAACUAAUAAAAUAUUUCUUCAUUUUAACAAUCUACAUCUCCUCUUUCAAAUAAUCAAAAUCCUUCUAUUAUUUCACCUAAAUCUAAUAAUUAAGCAUCAGGAUUAAUUAAUAAAAAUAUUGGUUCAUCUUAAUCCCAACAAAUUAAUCCUUCAUUAACCUCCUCUUCAAAUAUAUCUCAAUAUCAUCACAGCAGAGGCGAAUCUUCUUAAUUCUAUGCAACAAAUAAUUAGAAUGAAUUUAAAGAUUUGAACAUUAGUAAGUAUUCUAAAAGAAAUUCAAUUCAUGAGAUUUUUAACUAAGCUUCUUUAAAUGGUAGUUAAAAAACCAAUACUCAAAACGGCUAAAUAUUUUAAGUCUAAUCAAAUGAAUCAAAGUACUAAUAACAAUAAUAGUAGCAACAACAAUAAUAGCAAUUAUCUAAUACUAAUAAUAGCCUAAGUGGAAGAGGAUCUAACCUUUCUGAUUCCAUUAGACCUCUUGUUUAGUAGUUUAACUUGUAUAUGAAUGAACAUGAAAAAAAGGAAGAUUAAACAAUCAAUUAGCAAAGUCAUUUGCUUUUUCCUCAAAAGGUAAAUCUCUUGAUAAAUAAAGCUUUUGUUGAUAGAAAGGACGUAGGCAAGUAGCGCUAUUAACAAAAUUAAAAUGACUCUUCUGAAUAACACUCUAUGAUUGAAACAAUAGCCUCACCCAAAGAAGGCAGGUAAUCAAUAACCCCCGCUACAUCGCAAACAAAAGGAGGCUAAGAUAAUAAUUAAAAUAUACAAAUUUCAAGCUUUAGAUCAAAUAAAAACUAAACUGAGAAAAUGAAUUAAAAUAAUUAAUAAUAAAUCCAAUCUUAGACUUAUCAAAACAUUUCUAAUUCUACUAACUCACAAAAGAGCAGUAAUUUAAUGAGUUUUUCAAAUCAGUUAAACAUGCAAAUUAAUAAUUUUAACAAUAUUCUAAACUCUAACGAUUAAAAAUCAUAGAGAAGACAUUAGAAUGAUAACACUGAAUAAUUACAUGUAAGUAAUUCUAACACUUAUCCCACUCAUUAAAUUAAUUAAAGUAUUUCAUUUAACAACAAAUAAAACUAAAAUACUUAAUCCUUUGUAAAUAAUAACUAAGCAAGCAAUAACAUCUAAAAAACUUCAAACAAUUUUGAAAAAGAAAUCCAUCAAAUAUAAUAAAAUAACUACCUAUAAAACAACUAAAACUCUAAUUUAUAAUUAAACAGUUCUAGAAACUUACCAAAAGAAAGUGAAUCAACCUAAAGAAAAGUAAGUUUUAAUACAAAUAUGUCUUAGCUAGUAAGUUCCUAAAAUAUUGGUAAUUCUACCACUUCAUCAAAUAGCAAAAGCAGCAACAACAUUCUGAACUGCAGCAACAACAUUUCUAAUCCUUAAUAAAUUAUCAAUAUAUAAACUUCUUCCUAACUUAGUUAUCCUAGUUAGCAAUAAUUUUAAGGUAUAAGUUAAACUAUGUCAAUAGAACAAUCAUAGCAAAUUUAAAAGUAGCUUCAGCAAUUUUAAAUGUUGUAAUAAUAGCAACCUGCAUAAUAACUUAACUAAUAAUAGCUCUUGACAAUAGACUCAGAAUAGCAAAGAAAAACUUACUCCCAGAUUAUUAAAGAUUACUUAAAAGGUAAUGGCAGUUCUUUUAAGCUAGGUUAAAACACUCACAAUACUAACAGUGUUUAAAUUAGCAAAACCAAUAGCAAUUAGAAUACUUUGUAGAAGAGCAAUAACACCAUCACUAGAGAGCAAAAGCCUAAAAACAGUAGCAUAUCUACUAAUCCUCUGUCUGCAAAAAGUACCUAAAGCAAUCAGCUUGAAGGAAGAGUUUUCAUGCUAGAGUCAAAAGUUUUAUCUUUAAAAUAAAAGACUGACAAUUUAGAAAAAGUAAACUAAAAUCUUACAUAAGAAUUAAUAAAGAUUAAAGAAGAGAAAGCAAAUUACAUCAAGGAAAACUUAGAAAGCAAGCAGAGAAUUAUAGAAUUAGAAACAAUCACUAAAAAAAACGAAGAAAGCAUUACAAUCAUAUUACAAAUGCUUCAUAAAUCCCAAAGCGAUUAUGAAUAACUCCUAAGAUAACAGAAAUAAGAAGUUUCAACUAAUGUUUUUACUGACAUAUCUUGCAUAGAUUCACCAAAUGAGAUCUUUAAUUAAAAGGUUUAAAAAUAAGUUCUAUUAUAAAAUAAAAAUAUGAAUUAAAUUAUUGACUAUUGCGAUUAAAAAUCAAGUUAAAAUAAGUCAUAUUUACUUAGAGAAAAAGAAUAAAAAUUUUAAAACAAUUGCAACAUUACAAAUAGCAAUAAUUUUAAUUACAGCUAAAAAGGCAGCUUCGUUCAAUAACCUCAAAAUGCAGGAAAUCAGAAUAAAUUCUACAAUGAAAACUACUCUUUUAAUAGCAUUCUAUAAUAAAAAAAAUAAUAUAACCAAUAACAAAACGGAUUAAGUACCAAAUAAAACUCGCAAUUCUAGAACAAUCAAUAGAACAUAAACAAUAUCUUGAAGCCAUCAAAUCUUAAUGUAAAAUAAUGUUUCAUUUUUAUUAUCUUUAUUAACAAUUUUUUUAAUUAUAAAGUACCAAAACCAACCAAGACUAUCAUCUUAUCAAUGACUUAUAAAACAAAAUUUUAUCUGAUAAAUAAAAUAUAAUUAAAAACUAUUUAUAAAUAUAGAAAAUUAUAAAAUAAAUUAAAUACUGUAAAUAUUAAUCAAUCUACCAAUUUAUAUAUCCAUCCAUCCAUAAUUUUGCAUUUUAUUUUUAUAUAAUAAAAUUUUGUAGAAAAUAUAAAUACUGAAAAUACUAAAAAAAAAUAUUUCAAAAGUUAAUAGUUUGCUUUGAUUUCAUUUUUUCAUAGAGUAAUUUUAUUUAUUCAGAAUCAGGGUCAGAUUAAUGAGCCUUAGUUAUAUAUUCAAUAGCUUUAUCGUAGUUUGAGGUAUCGUAAUGAAUGA